AGCGCGGGGGAAACUCAGGCGGAAACGCACCGCGGGAAAAAGCCGGAGGGCACUGGAGGGAGAUGUCCUUGGUUGACGCAGUCGGCAUUAAUAGGUAUAAAGGAAACCGUCCUCGUCGUCGCGGCGUCCAGACCGACCGGUCGAGCUUAACAGUCAUGCCCGUCAACGAGGACAUCACCAACGAUCGCGUGUCGGCGUGGACGGAGCUCGAGAGAGCCGGUCCACCCGCGGGAUCACGGCGGAAGAUGGCCGGGGAACAUCCGCGGACGGACACCCCGUCGACCCCGGCUGUCCCGGCUUCCCCGGCUCUCCCUAACGGCACCGAGGAACGAAGAGGCGUCGAGAAGCGGGACUUCCGCAGCAUGCCGCGUCGGGAUGCACACGAGAAGCUCUUCAGGGACUUCUUCGAGCUCGUGCUGCAGCGCGCGGUGUUCCACGCCACUUCCGGAAAGGACCACGUGGUCGAAUGGGUGGACCCUUACGAUCUGCGCACCGUGGUCGACCUCUCGUUGACAGCCGAGGGAGUCAACCACGAGGAGCUGCUGACGCUGACGCGCGACAUCAUCAAGUACAGCGUGAAGACGGGCCACCCGCACUUCGUGAACCAGCUGUUCUCCAGCCUGGACCCGUACGGGCUGCUGGGUCAAUGGCUGACCGACGCACUCAAUCCGUCUGUCUACACCUACGAGGUGUCCCCGGUGUUCUCGCUGAUGGAGGAGGACGUGCUGCGGGAGAUGCGCACCAUCAUCGGCUGGCACAGCGGCGAGGGUCUCUUCUGUCCAGGCGGCUCCAUGGCGAACGGAUACGCCAUCAAUCUGGCGCGUCACCAUAGAUACCCGAGCUUGAAGCAAUCAGGAUUGUCGCAGAUGCCGCGGCUGGUGGUGUUCACGUCGGAGGACGCGCACUACUCCGUGAAGAAGCUCGCCGCGUUCCUGGGCAUCGGCUACGACAACGUGUACCUGGUCAAGGUCGACUCCCGCGGCAAGAUGGUGGUCUCCGAUCUGGAGGCUCAGAUCGCCCGAGCCGUCGAGGAGGGCGCCGCGCCGCUCAUGGUGUCUGCCACCGCGGGCACCACCGUGAUCGGCGCGUUCGACCCCCUCAGAGAGAUCGCGGAAGUCUGUAAGAAGCACAGGCUGUGGCUCCACGUGGAUGCCGCGUGGGGCGGCGGUGCACUCGUUUCAGAGACGUACCGCGGCCUCCUGGACGGCAUCCAGCUCGCUGAUUCCGUCACCUGGAACCCCCACAAGUUGCUCGCCGCACCGCAGCAGUGUUCCACCCUGCUGCUCCGUCACGAAGGUUUGUUACACGCGGCUCACGGUUGCGGAGCGAGCUACCUCUUCCAGAACGACAAGUUCUACGACGCGUCGUUCGACUGCGGCGACCGGCACGUGCAGUGCGGCCGCCGCGCCGACGUUGUCAAGUUCUGGUACAUGUGGAAGGCGAAGGGCACCCGCGGUCUCGAGGCACACGUCGACCGCGUGUUCGUGCUGUCGCGCUACUUCACCGAUCUCAUCAGGACGCGCGAAGGCUGGCGCCUGCUCAUCGAGCCGGAGUGCACCAACGUUUGCUUCCGCUACGUUCCGCCGUCGAAGAGACACCUGGUCGGUCAGGAACUCGAUCAGGCGCUCCACAAGAUCGCGCCGAUAAUCAAAGAACGUAUGGUGCGAGCCGGAACAAUGCUGAUUACGUAUCAGACAUUGAGAGAUAUGCCGAACUUCUUCCGACUGGUGCUGCAGAACUCGGGGCUGACCGAGGCCGACAUGAAGUUCUUCGUCGACGAGAUAGAAAGGCUCGCUGUGGAUCUUUGAGUAGUUUAAAUGGCAAAUACUGUACAUAGCGAUAUAGAAUGUGUAUGUAUUAUUAGUGUAAGAAAUAGUUGCACUUGGUAAAUCAACGUGACCGUAGAAACAAAACGAUCACUCACCUCUUCACACGGCCAAA
Molecule: messenger RNA, 1941 nt
Organism: Vollenhovia emeryi
Lineage: Eukaryota; Metazoa; Arthropoda; Insecta; Hymenoptera; Formicidae
Gene: black
Product: cysteine sulfinic acid decarboxylase
Exons: 5
Coding region: 63-1808 (581 amino acids)
Biological process (GO): carboxylic acid metabolic process
Cellular component (GO): cytoplasm
Molecular function (GO): pyridoxal phosphate binding; carboxy-lyase activity
Source: RefSeq, a predicted model, not a curated record